AUGGGAGACUUUCCAGGUGACGCGACUGCUACCAACACUCCAACUCGAUUGGAUUUCAAUAGCCCCUUCUAUCUGCAUCCCUCAGAGAAUGCAGGUUCUACUUUACCUCCUGCUGUGUUUGAUGGAACUAGCUACAGGUCAUGGAGACGAGCAAUUCUUAGGGCUUUAUCUGUUAAGAGUAAAACUGGAUUCAUCAAUGGGAAAAUCGUGAAGCCAAAUUCUGCAGAUCCAACCUUCAUGCAGUGGAAAAGGUGUGAUGACAUGGUGACCUCUUGGAUUUUAAAUUCUCCAUCACCAGAUCUGCGAGAUGGCUUGCAAUACGUCAACAAUGCCAAUGAACUUUGGGAUGAGUUGGAAGAUAGAUAUGACCAAACUAAUGGUUGCAAACUCUAUCAACUACAGAAGGAGAUAAAUGACCUUGUGCAAGGUAAUUUGGAUGUCACUGGUUACUAUACUAAGAUGAAGAAGUUGUGGGAAGAAAUGAACACUCUUGAUGUCAAUUCUCAGUGCACUUGUGUGUGUAUUUGUGGUGGAAAAACCAAGAUGCAUAAGGCUGAGUAA
Molecule: messenger RNA, 561 nt
Organism: Solanum tuberosum (potato)
Lineage: Eukaryota; Viridiplantae; Streptophyta; Magnoliopsida; Solanales; Solanaceae
Exons: 1
Coding region: 1-561 (186 amino acids)
Source: RefSeq, a predicted model, not a curated record